Dermacentor andersoni is the source of this 2483-nucleotide messenger RNA. The record is from RefSeq and is a predicted model, not a curated record. NCBI's taxonomy places the organism in Eukaryota, Metazoa, Arthropoda, Arachnida, Ixodida, Ixodidae.
UCUUGAUGCGCAGGCGGCCAGGUUAAAUUCUGCAGGGCUCCCGGUUUCGCCGUUGUCGACUAUUGGCGAAAUAUUAUUUUUAAAAAUGAAGGAAGAGAAGCGCACUAUGGAAGUGGCAACCAACGAAAACUCGAAACCAAAGAAGGUUUAAGUGAUGCCAUAUUUACAUAGCCUUUCUCAGAACCCAAAGGGCGUCGUGACGAGCUUUGCCACAUACGUAACACCUGUUCUCUUCGCAGAGUGCAGUAGGUUGUUCAUAUGCAAUUCAAAGGAAAAGAAAGAAGCGAGCAGUGGCUAUGGUGAAAAGCACGCCACUGCUAUUCAGAAAAUGCACUUCUGCAGUUGUUUAUAUGAUUCUGCAUUUGUGCACCCCUCGUUACGUAGGCCGAUAGGUCACUGUAUUAUUGACUGGCUGCGUGAGGACCGGAAUCUGCUUCCAACGACCACAGGACCACACCUACCCUACGUUGCUGGAGGUUACGCAUGCAGCAAACGCCCAGACGCUAAAGUGUUCUACGUCAAGAGCAGCUUGGCGUCGUGCAAGAGACACCCGUUGUUCAACUUCAAGGAAGCCAACUGAGGAAGCCAAUAAGAGUGAUGGUAACUUCAUUUGUAUAAGAUUUAUGAAUUUCAUCCAUUCAAGGCAUGACAUGUCACAUGCCUGUAGGUAUGCAAGUAUUCGUGCUUUUUAAACAUACUAAGCUCUAGUUUUCGGUUCUCAUGACGCUGCUUUGUACUGUGCUGCAUUCUCCAGGCGCAGGAACAUUCUUUUAUGCCGUCAGUGCAUGGCUUCUUUUCGUAUGUAUUGAAGAAAAAAUUGUCUUGAGCUUAAAUAUGCAUGUAUAUCACUUGUAAUUUUUUUCAACACGAGUGCUGUAUCUCCCUCCGUCUUUGUUACUGCUUUGUCCCAAUUUUUAUGCAACUUUUAUGUAUUUAUGCAAUAAAAUUCUGGUAGCAUUUUAAUAACACUUUACCUACGCAAUUGAAGUCAUUGGUUUUUCGUAUACGCAUUUAUUUGCGUUUUUCACUGUCUCACCAAUCUGGCUGUCCAGUCAUUGAAACCUUUUCCCAUCCUUUAUGACGAUAUCUGGGGUACUUUUUUUUUUAUUAUGGGGCUGCACGUGCCAAAACCACUUUCUGAUUAUGAAGCACGCCGUAGUGGGGGACUCCGGAAAUUUAGACCACCUGGGGUUCUUUAACGUGCACCUAAAUCUAAGUACACGGGUGUUUUCGCAUUUCGCCCCCGUCGAAAUGCGGCCGCCGUGGCCGGGAUUCGAUCCCGCGACCUCGUGCUCAGCAGCCCAACACCAUAGCCACUGAGCAACCACGGCGGGUCUGGGGUACUUGUUAUUGCAAGUGCAGGUGACCAUCUAUUUGGCUUUUUGGAAUUGUGUUAGCCGUGUGUUACUACCAAUUUUCUGUGUUAAAUAAUUAUGUUUGCUCUUAUCGUUCAAGGUAUUAGCCUUGCCUAAUCUCUUUAUUGACUGAGGUACCACUUAGUGGCUGGGUAUAAUGAAAAAGGCCCCAAAAGGGCUCUAAUUAGCUUUGUGCAAGUCCACAAAUAAUAAAGGAAAAUGAGCUCACUAAAUUGAGGAAAUACAACCAACAAUCUCUUGUGUACCUCAAUUUACCAUAUACAAAUGGUGUACUAUUCUUGCAAAUCUGGCUCGUCAGAAACAUGAUUCAGGUGUUCACCAUGCCCGACAACUUUCUAAAUGAUGUCGCAUCAAUUAAUAGCUAUGUUGAGGGAUGUUAUUUUAUAAAAUAAUUGGGUAACCUGAAAAUAUAUACGUUUUGAAGACAAAAAGCUCAGACAAGUCUACUUUGGUACUUCAUUAAAUUUUAAUCGCGGUGAAAGACGUGCGCUAAAGCUUGUAUAUAUUUGCGUGAAGUCAUUUGUUUCAAGUCUGUUAUUUUGCCUUCUCACAGUCAGCCGUAACUGUUCCUGUGAUGGGUUAGUGUGCGAAACAUUUUAAUGUAACAUAUUCAGAUAUCUUGUGUGUAUUCACACGCAAGCAGCUUCAAGUGUUCAUGUGUUCAAAGUUAGUUGCUAAAAGGGUAUGUUUAAGCCCUGCCUUUUGAGUCGCUUUGCCUUCUGAUCAUAAACUUAAGUCGCAAGUGAAGACCACAAUGAUCGUUUUGAUUUAAUUCAUAUGUAUAGGUUUUUUCAGAUCUAUUUACACUGUUAAUAGUGCGGUAGGUACUAGCCUGUCUCCAGGUUCGAUGUAGUGGUGCCUUAUGUACUGUAAUAAUGUUUAAUGGGCAUGCAUCUUUAGUGUAAAUAAAGGUACUUCAAAUUGAUGAGUCUUUCUGUUGCUUUUAUUUGUGUUUGUGAAAGUUAUGAGCAGGCACCGGGGCAUGCAAGUGUGAAUAGCAAAGCAAUUUCAAUAUAUGAAUAAAAAUCCACUAGCCCAACGAAAUGUCAAUCAUAUUUCAUGGCCACUUCUGAAAUCUCAAUGCCAUCUUAACUGGGCCACAAUGUA